Molecule: messenger RNA, 2577 nt
Organism: Wallemia mellicola CBS 633.66
Lineage: Eukaryota; Fungi; Basidiomycota; Wallemiomycetes; Wallemiales; Wallemiaceae
Exons: 4
Coding region: 1-2577 (858 amino acids)
Biological process (GO): translational initiation
Cellular component (GO): eukaryotic translation initiation factor 3 complex
Molecular function (GO): translation initiation factor activity; RNA binding; translation initiation factor binding
Source: RefSeq, a predicted model, not a curated record
AUGUCAUUCUUCAGACGUGCUGGUAGCUCAUCGGACAGCGAUUCCUCAUCAGAGGAGGAAGAACUUUUGUCAUCCUCAGGUUCAGAAGACGAAGAAGCACCACCACAAAAGCAAGAAGCUAAACCAAUGUCUAGAUUCUUAAAAACAGCUGGCGGUGACAGUUCUUCCUCAGAUUCAGAUUCGGACGACUCAGACGAUUCUGACGAAUCAGACGAUGAAGACGGUCCAAAGAAAUCUCGCUUCUUAAAAGACGCACCUUCAGAUGAGUCCGAUUCAGAGGAGGAAACUAAGAAGGUCGUAAAAUCAGCUAAGGAUAAGAGAGUAGAAGAAAUGGAGGCUGUCAUUAAAACUCUCGAUAACGCUAGCAAGAUCAGUGACUGGGUAGCUAUCAACACCGAAUUUGACAAGUUAACACGUCUCGUUAUUCGUUUACAGACUUUGAAUGAACCAAUUCCAGCAAUGUUCAUUAAGACUUUGGUUAGCCUUGACGAUGACUUGAAGUCUGACAAAGGUGAUACUAAGAAGAAGCUUAACGCUACCAACAACCGUGCCAUGAACGGUAUGCGUCAAAAGGUCAAAAAGAGUAUCAGAGACUGGGAGAAGGAUGUUGCAAGCUACCGCGAAAAUUCAGAAGAGUUCGAAUCAAAAGCUGCCGCUAUUUCAGCUGCGCACGCUCCAGGUGUCGCUCCAACCAAACCAAGAGCUGAAAAAGCAGCAGAGGCAGCAGACGCUGAUGAACUUGGUUUCGCAACUAUCGGUAAAGCUGGUAAAGCUACCGACGAACCAACUAUAACUCCAGAGACUUUAUUCAGACACCUUGCAGGUAUUCUUGAAGCUCGUGGUAAGAAGAACACCGACAGAACCGAACAAGUUCGUACCCUUGAGAGAUUACUCAAGGUCGCUUCAACUCCAUACUCACGUAUUCGUGUUCUCUUGGCUUUAAUCUCUUCAAGAUUUGAUUACAACGCAACCAACCAAGCUCACAUUCCUCCACAAUCAUGGAUUCAAGCAAGAGCUGAAUUUGACAGCUUAAUUGACAUUUUGAUUAGCCAACCACAAUACAUUGUCAAGGAAGAAACCGUCGAAUAUGAAGAUUCAGUGGAAAGAAAGCCACAAAGUGCUGAUGACAUUGUUGAAGUUCGCGGCUCAUUGGUAUCUUUCAUCGAGCGUUUGGAUGAUGAGUUCACGAAGACUCUUCAAAACUCUGACCCACACUCACUUGAAUAUGUUGAAAGAUUAUCUGCUCAAAAGACUCUCUACCAAACAACUGUCAAGACACAAGCCUACUUUGAAUUGAUAAAGGCUGAGUUGCCUGUUUCAAGAACCGUCAUGCGUAGACUUGAACACAUCUACUCAAAACCAGAUGCCGUUGUUGAAGUUUUAGAAAAGGCAGCUAGUCAAGCACUUGGUCAAUUAAAAUCAACAAUUACUCCACCACAAUCUGCUUUCUCAUCAACCAAAUUGGUUCAUCAAUUAUGUACAUACCUUUACAACGCUGCCGAUGGUUUAUUACGUACUAGAGCGAUGCUUUCACACAUUUAUCAUCACAGUUUACACAACAAUUACCACACUGCUCGUGAUAUGUUCUUGAUGUCACAUUUACAAGAGAACGUUAGCAGAGCUGAUGUUGCAACUCAAAUUUUAUUCAAUCGUACAGUUGUUCAAUUAGGUUUAUGUGCAUUUAGAACAGGUUUAAUUAGAGAGGCUAGAGAUUCAUUGAGAGAAAUUUUCCAAUCAGGUAGACCAAAGGAAUUAUUAGCCCAAGGUGUCACUCAACAAAGAUACAUGACUAUGACUCCUGAACAAGAGCGCGCAGAGAAGUCAAGACAGGUUCCAUUCCAUAUGCACAUUAACUUAGAACUUUUGGAAGCUGCCUACUUGGUCAGUUGUAUGUUGAUCGAAAUACCAAAAUUGGCUUCUGCGACUGGUGAUCCAGAUGCAAAGAGAAAGAUCCUUUCCAAAGCUUUCAAGAGACAAUUGGACUUUGCUGAAAGACAAGCCUUCAAUGGUCCACCAGAGAACACUCGUGAUCAUAUCAUGCAAGCUUCUAAGGCAUUGCAAAACAGUGAUUGGGAGAAAUGUCGUGACUUGAUCCAUGGUAUUAAGAUUUGGUCAUUGAUGCAAGGUGAAACUCAAACUAAGGAGAUGUUAACCAGCAAAAUCCAAGAAGAAGCUUUGAGAACGUAUCUUUUCACAAAUUCAGCAUUCUACGAAAACAUUUCAAUCUCAAUAUUGGCUUCUGCAAUGGAAUUGAAUGAAAAGACAGUAAACUCGAUAAUUUCAAAGAUGAUUUGGUCAGAAGAAUUGUCAGCAACAAUCGAUCAAUCAAAUAAUGUAGUUGUAUUCUCCAAAGCUGAACCAACUAAGUUACAAUCACUGUCGAAUCAAUUACUUGAUCGUGCUAACAGCCUAGUCGAAUUAAAUGAGAAGACAAUUCAACUCAAAUUUGACGAUGGUACAAACAAAUCUGAUGAUUUAAGCGCAAGAAUACGUCGUGGAAAUCGCGGUCAUGGCCAUGGUCAACCAAAAGCUAGCAGGCAACAGUUUGCUAACCCAACGAGAAAAGUACCUGUAUAA